UUACUGUUCGUCUCUUGCUCUAUCAAUCUCACUCGGCUGUUUUCAGCAAGUAGAAUUAUAUUCUAGGGCUUCAGUUUUUGUAUCUGCACUUGGAAUUGCAGUUGAAAAAUGGCGGACGAAGCAAAUAGAACUGCUUUUAUUGAAAUUCAGGGUCGAAUGAUAGAGACUACCGGGAAAUUGAAGCAGGUUCAAACCCAGAUUCGAAACAAAGAAACCGAGAAGAAGCGUGCUUAUUUGACAUUGGAGGAACUGAAACAGCUGUCUGAUGAUACCAAUACAUACAAAGCCAUAGGAAGAACGUUUGUCUUAGAGCCAAAGGCUGUGUUAAUGAAUGAGCAAGAGCAAAAACUCAAGGAUGGUGAAACUGCAAUUGCCUCUUUGCAGACUUCUAAAGAGUAUUUGGAAAAGCACAUGGCGGAGGUGGAGAAUAACCUUAGGGAGCUCUUGCAACAAGAUCCUGGUCUUGCUCGUCAGAUAAUGACUAUGUCUGUAGCAUAGAUUUUCUGCUUCUGAAGUUCGUUUUGUCAACUCUUUCCUUGGAAGAAAAAAAAAGAUAGCUUCUCAAAGAUUUUCUGGAACUUCAAAUUCUAGGUAAAGAAUACAUUGGGUACUGGCUGUAUGAGGAACUUAUCCACCUGAUUUCUGGCACUUCAACUAUUGCUGCUGUGUUGGUCGUAAAUCGUAAUGCUUGCUUCUAUUGGACCUGGAGUUGGUCUAGAGACUGCUGCGGGUGAAGUUGCAAUUCAUUAGAAAUGUUGUGUAUUAGCUACCUUAACAAUUUUGUGGCUUGAAUUUCCAAAUAAUUAAGGAAACAAGUGGUUGGAUGCA
This is a messenger RNA of Solanum tuberosum (potato), 828 nucleotides long. Its product is annotated as prefoldin subunit 1. Gene Ontology annotation, molecular function: protein folding chaperone. Lineage: Eukaryota; Viridiplantae; Streptophyta; Magnoliopsida; Solanales; Solanaceae. The coding region runs from base 109 to 498 and encodes 129 amino acids. Gene Ontology annotation, biological process: protein folding. The transcript has 6 exons. Gene Ontology annotation, cellular component: prefoldin complex; cytoplasm. The record is from RefSeq and is a predicted model, not a curated record.